AUGAUUCUUGGUGACGUCGCCAAACUUACACCUAUCCCUGGGCUCCAUGAAGCUGCGAGGAUUUUGCUGGCAGUAUGGGAGGCUGUGGAUGAAGUCGAGACUAACCGCCUGCAAUGUCUUCGCCUUACCGAACGCUGUGCGAUGGCGAUUUACUCUGUGCGCGCUGAGAUAGCGGAUGCUGAGAGGGACAUGCAGUCUCAACAAGGUCAAAAUGGAGAUGUUGGUGUUGUGGGGCUGGCAGAAGAGAUGGAAGGUCCUGUCAGGAAGCUGAACGAGUGCAUUGAGAUGGUAUACAACUUCCUUCUAAAGCUCAACCGUCGUCCAUUCCUCAAGCGGUUUUUGCGUAGCGACGAAAUCCAGGAGGAAAUUCUAGCAUGCGACAAGGCGCUUGGGGAUGCCAUGCAGAUGUUUAGCAUUUCAAUCCAAAUAAGAAUUCUCAAAGAAUUCAAACGCUUCGCGAGGGAUACGCGUCUUGAUGUUGUGCACCAUGCGCAGGGGCCUACGCCUCCACCUAUAUAUGCAUCUCCUCUGUCGCCGACCCUACCCAUUUCCUUAGACUGCACCCCAACAGUAGGGACACCAGCACUUCCAGAACCGCAUGACAUUCUCCCAGCGGCAUCUGGGCUGAGCAGGAGUCCUCCAGCACAGAAUCCACCAUUGUCACCACUUCAAUCCGUACAAUCCCAAACUUACCACACUGAUCCACCCUCCGACGCGCUGAUCUCCCCUCUCACUGAGCUUCAGGACCUUCACGUUGUUGAAAACGCCUCUGACAGAGAACAAGACCGUGCACUAUUCCGCAGCACACUCCAACGUGCCAUUAGUGCUCGAAGGGAUGCUGAGGUGUUACAGGUACUAGAAGUGCGUCCUGGAGAGGUGCCUGAGGCACUAAAGGCACUUCGGAGGGCUGAGGAAGCGCUGAGAAGGGAAAGAGAAGCUAUUGAAAAGAAAGGAGGAGAUGUGAUCGACGAAGGCCUGGAGAGAGUGUUCAUGGAGACUGGGAUCGAGGCUAUGACGAGGUUGAGUAGUGUUGCUGUACAGAAGGCUGAGGAUCAAGAUGUGGAUGUUCCCUGGGAUUUACCGCCUUGGACUAUUACCCGCUACGAAGUCGACCGCCUCACCAUGAUUGGUAGGGGCUCCUUCUCCAAAGUCUACCUUGGUAGCUGGUCCGGGCGGCGUGUCGCCAUCAAAGUCCUCCCCCUCCACACUCCUGCACCCCUCUUCAGGAAAGCGGUGGAGAUAUGGAGGAAACUGAAGCACGAGAACGUGUUGGGAAUGUGGGGUGCGAGCAGCGCGCAAGGCGAACGACCGUGGUUCAUAGUGAGCGAGUAUUGUAGCGGCGGGAGUUUGGUGGGGUGGUUGAGAGAGAGGAAGGGGAGGGUUGGUGCUAGGGGAGAUGUGGAUCUUCUCCGGUGCAUGCACCACAUUUCGAAGGGGAUGGUGUACUUGCAUGAUCAGAAUGUAUUGCAUGAAGACCUCAAGGCUUCGAAUGUGUUGGUUGAUGAGAACGGGCGGUGUGUCAUCUCUGACUUUGGGCAGAGCGAGAUGAAGUGGGAGGCAUCGAGGAAGCCCAUUAUGAGUGCGUUUACCUCGCUCCAUGUAGACGGGACAUUACGCUGGCAGGCACCGGAACUAAUCAAUGGACCCAUGAAAUUGUCGAGAGCUACGGAUGUGUAUGCGUUCUCCAUCUGCUGCAUCGAGAUUCUCGGCAUGGGGGACCUUCCGUACGGACAUCGCGACGACAUGCUUGUUGCAUUCCUUGUCAAUUACCAAAACAAGCGUGCCGAGAUUCCCUCGACACCCAUCACUUCACUUGUGGAACCUCUCAUUCAAGAAUGUUGGGUUCGCGACCCCGAGCAACGCCCUACGUUCACACACAUUGCUGCGACGCUCAAGCGACUUCGUAAGCAUCAAGGAGGGGUGGAGGAAUCCCCUAUUCCAGUGCAGGCCGAGGUACUUUUGACGGCUUGUGUGGGAGACGAGUUUGGUACUGCGUCUGAGGGUACGGGAAGAAUUGAUACGGAGUCGGUGUCAACAACAUCACGAGAAUCGCAGCUAAAACCGUUCUAUCCAAUCGGACAGCCGCACAGCAAUCCAUCGUAUCAUUGGGAACCCACCGUAGAUUCUCAUACGGGCAAUAUGGAGAUGCCCGAGGGCGGGAUUGCUAUCUAUACGCCGACUCGCAAAUUAUCUUUGGCAGAGAGCGAUUCGAUGAGCAGUGCCUCGUCGCAUCUCACGUCAAGUCCAGAAGCUGAACACAGCGCGUUGGAGGAGCAACUCGCAGAGAGGAAAAACGAGUUGCGGUUCAGGUCAUUAGCACAGUCGAGCCACGAGUUCCAUCAUUCUCUUACCUUACCCCUUUGGUCACCUUCUCAUGUCGAGCUGGGCGCAGUGGGAUAUCUCUCUGCACCAAAAGGGGAGUUCAUUACGCUCUUUGACGCCAUGAAGCCCCACAAAACAGCGGGGAGCAAAGUGACGAAUAUUCCUUCGCUGGCUGGGUACCUCGAGGGACCUAUUCGUAUUGGGAAGAAGCCUGAUUCAAUCCCAGGUAUAUUUUUGACCAGUUUGGAACGCAUUUCGAGGCGUCACCCAUUCCCCCUUCGAGCGGGUCAUAAGGCUGCAUUUAUCUAUGCAGAGUCGACGAUGUACCGAUUCAUAGAAGACCUCGCAGCACCGAAAGACUGGUUCAAGGCUAAUGUCAAUACCAUUAUCAAGGAGUAUGCUCCCUAUCAUCCCAUUCAAAAAGAAGACGUUAUUUUGGUUUGCGGUACCUUGUCUGCACCCGAAUAUGCGCUCUUCGUGAGCCAUUCUCAUCCAAAUGGCCAAGCCCAUUUCAACGUCUUUUCGGAUCGUCAGAGUGGCCGACCAUGGGGCACCUUCACCACAGAUACUGAGUACCCUUCCGAUGAGGGUGGCCCCUCAUACAUCGAAGAGAUACCCCGAAAGGCCGUGUUCGCGAGCAAAGUGUCGCCAGUGCGGCUAAAUGCUGGAUCCAAUGACAAGGACUGGGACACGUUGGUGUUAGCCAGGCUCCGCUUCCCCACGGAUGCAACUGAGCCUACUUCACAGUAA
Molecule: messenger RNA, 3072 nt
Organism: Suillus discolor
Lineage: Eukaryota; Fungi; Basidiomycota; Agaricomycetes; Boletales; Suillaceae
Exons: 15
Coding region: 1-3072 (1023 amino acids)
Biological process (GO): cell surface receptor signaling pathway; protein phosphorylation
Molecular function (GO): ATP binding; protein kinase activity
Source: RefSeq, a predicted model, not a curated record